AUGUUAUUGUCGCGCAGACCGGGUGUGGUGGUGACAGAGCUACACCGUACUGCCGGCUACACAGAGGCGGAGUACGCAAGCUUUCUUAUGCGUGCUCGAUCAAAUAACCUGGUAGGCGCAACGGGUGAGGCCGACGAUAUUGCUCAUGCUAUUGCCUUCCUCGCUGCUCCCGCUACUGCCUCUUUCAUCACCGGUGAGACGAUCUUUGUCGACGGAGGAUGGUCGAAAAUGUGCCCGCGUUAG
Molecule: messenger RNA, 243 nt
Organism: Hydatigera taeniaeformis
Lineage: Eukaryota; Metazoa; Platyhelminthes; Cestoda; Cyclophyllidea; Taeniidae
Source: the annotation of a GenBank genome assembly